Pseudozyma flocculosa PF-1 is the source of this 288-nucleotide messenger RNA. RefSeq lists its product as uncharacterized. Lineage: Eukaryota; Fungi; Basidiomycota; Ustilaginomycetes; Ustilaginales; Ustilaginaceae. The transcript is spliced from 4 exons. The record is from RefSeq and is a predicted model, not a curated record. Bases 1 to 288 code for a protein of 95 amino acids.
AUGGUCUACACGCUUAUCUGCCACGUCGAGGUCAAGCCAGGGUUCGAGCAGAACAUGGCCGACUUUCUGCGCAAGGCGGCGGAAAUCUACAAAAAGACGCCAGAGACCAUCGACUGGCUCGUGCACCAGUCCGAGUCGGACGACAAGAAGUUUGCCAUCGUCGAGCGCUUCGAGACCGAGGCGUCGCAGGAGUACCACCUCGCCGAACCCUUCUGGGCCACUUUUAACCCCACCGUCGAGCCCUGGCUGGCCAAGCCCAUCGAGAUCCUCCGCUUCAACGAGCUCUGA